AUGUGCAGGACUUCAGAGUCAAACCAACUGAAUCACAUUUACGUCAAUAACAAUAACCAGAAAACAAAUGAGUCCUCAAACCGAAGCUCACGGCUGUCGUGGUCUGACUCGACCAACAAUACGGCCAAUCAAACCAAUUAUAAGCCCAACAGUUGCCAAAACCCUUUACGAAGAGCUCAUAGCAGUAGUGGUGGCGGAAGUGCGGCGCCGGACGGGGGCUGGGGUUGGGUUGUGGUGUUCGCCUCAUUCAUGAUUAACCUCAUAUCGGACGGCGUUUCCCUCUCUUUCGGCAUUAUAUUCAUGGAAUUAGUCGACUAUUUCGGCGAAAGUAAAUCCAAGACCUCUUGGGUCGGCUCACUAUUCCUCUCCAUACCACUGAUCACAGGCCCGAUCGCCAGCGCUCUGACCGACCACUUCGGGUGCCGUCGUGUGGCGAUGUGCGGCUCACUCAUGUCGGCCACCGGUUUCAUCGCCGGCCACUUCGCCACCCGUUUGGAGCACCUGUUCGUGGCGUUCAGUUUCGCGGGACUGGGUUUGGCCCUGUGUUACGUGACGAGUAUAGUGUCGGUCGCCUAUUACUUCGAGCGCCGCCGAUCGCUGGCCACCGGUCUCGCCGUUUGCGGCUCCGGUUUCGGGACGUUUCUGUUCGCGCCGUUGACUAUAUUCCUGCUGAAAGAGUACGACUGGAGGGGAACUCUACUCAUAUUGGGUGCGAUAUUCCUCAAUAUCGCAAACUUCGGGGCCUUAAUGAGAGACAUCGAGCCGAACAGUGGCCACAACAACAACAACACCGCCGCCAACAACGCCGACACCUCCGCCGCCGACCUCGAGAAGGCCGACAAAACAUGUGAUAAUAGCGAUCCAAACGCACCGUUAGCUUACAAUAAGACGAUUAACAAGUUUUACAGCGAAGACCAUCAGACCAGAGAAGAGUCGCUGGAGUUGAUGAGCGCCGCCAACGGCGGCCGUUUGUGCUCAUCGUUGAUACACAUUCCCACUUAUAUCCGGCAAACGGAUGGCUCGACGCCCAACGUCUCCCACGAAGUGAUCACCGAAUUGUCGCUCAAAAAAGGCGGUUAUUUGCGACGACUUCUGCAGAGACACCCAAAACUGGUCGCCUUUUUCAUGCCUCAAGAAUACCAGAACCACGGCUUAGACCUGAACGCCAGCAAGACUUUGGUCACAAAUCAAUUGGCAUUCAUUGGUCAGCCAUUGCCGCUACCGUUGGCGCCGCCGCUAUUAUCGUCGUCUUCGUCGCCGAUCACCUCUCAAGCGAAGAAUCUGCGAUUUGAGACAAUUUCGUCGCCAAUUAGUAAUAAUAAUAAUAAUUCGUCUAAAAAUAUAUACAAUUCAAACAAAAAUCUCAACAAUUGUGUGAAUAGUAGUAAAAGGGAUUCAGUUAUCGAUUCAAAUGUCUUAUUGAAGAAUAACUGUCCGGCAAUCGGCGCCGAACUGUCGCCCCUCUCGUCAAACAUGUUGAGGAAUCUACGACUACAGAGGGGUAGUCUUACCUACAGGUCGGCUAUGCUUAACAUUAAAAAAUAUAGACUUCGGGCCUCAAGCGCUCCCGAUAUAUAUCGCAAUUCAAUGGUUGCCAUACAUCAGAAGAGCGGAUUUCUAUACGAUUUAAAGGAUGUGUUCAUUGAUAUGAUAGACGUCUCAAACUUUAAAAACGUCCCGUACGUCUAUUUGCCCGAUCAGGCCAUACGGUCGGGCGCGGCCGACAGUGAGUCCGCCUCAUUCCUCAUCUCAAUCAUCGGUAUUCUCAAUACAUUAGGAGUUGUUUUAGUCGGAUAUUUUGGUGAUAAACAUUGGGUCGAUCCGACCCUUCUGUACAGCUGUUUUAUAGCCAUAAGUGGCCUCUCGUUAUCGGUCUUACCGUGGGUUCACAACUACUGGGGAAUGGCGUGUGUGGCCGCUCUCUACGGGUUCACAAUUAGUGCAAACUAUGCGUUGGUUUCCGUUAUAUUAGUGAAUCUCAUUUCAUUGGAUUUGUUCACAAAUGCAUACGGAAUGUUGCUAUUAGUACAAGGGUUCGGGUCAUUGGUGGGCCCUCCCAUCGCAGGCUGGUUAUUUGAUUUGUACGGCAAUUAUAACAUAACUUUCCAUUUGACGGGAAUCUGUGUCUUCAUUUCGGGUGCAUUAGUGGUAGCGAUCGGCCGCUCAUCCAAAUGCGUGACCAUCGAUGACGACUCCACACAAGUGACUGAAUCGAGUAGUCGUCCCAAUAGUCCCCAAUUUGAAGACUCGGUUCACUCGAUGAGCGAAACUCAACACAACUCUCACAAGACAUCACUCGAUGUGCCAAAGAAUCGGCCAUUGAUUGCGAUCGACAAUGGAUUCAAUCCACCGAAGAAAGCAUUGCUCUCUAGUUCUAAGUCUUUAAUUAUAUAAUUAAUUGG
Molecule: messenger RNA, 2402 nt
Organism: Medioppia subpectinata
Lineage: Eukaryota; Metazoa; Arthropoda; Arachnida; Sarcoptiformes; Oppiidae
Source: the annotation of a GenBank genome assembly